AUGGGAGCCGACGCCCUGGACGACGGCACCAUCGUCCUCACGAUGCUGCCUGCCUCAACUGAAGAGGGGGUGAUAGAGCUGACGACCUACUGGAAAACGUGCCAGGAAACGGGCUCGGAUCCCUGGAUUGACCUUAUCUGUGAAAACUCUAUAGCCAGGCACAAUGGCACUCUUCCUGACUUUGGCACAUCGGGCCUUUACGGACCCUCCCCUGGUACUACCAUGAUGGCACCGUGGGAGGCUCAAAAGGCCAUGCACGCAAAUAAGAUGGGUCACAGCACCAUUUCACAGGGCAUCUACAGCCUUCUUAGUAAAUUUGCUCCUUGA
Aspergillus udagawae is the source of this 327-nucleotide messenger RNA. RefSeq lists its product as uncharacterized. The record is from RefSeq and is a predicted model, not a curated record. NCBI's taxonomy places the organism in Eukaryota, Fungi, Ascomycota, Eurotiomycetes, Eurotiales, Aspergillaceae. Bases 1 to 327 code for a protein of 108 amino acids. The transcript has a single exon.